CUCUCAGCUGUUAAAAACAGAAGGUAAACAAACUGGGGAGGAAGAAAGAGCGCAAGCAGCAGGGACUCCGCGGGCUGGGCUCUCGGGGACUCUUUUGUACCUGUUUCUAUUCAUUUUAUACACUUUGUAUCCGACUGUUUUCCUAAAGCACUUUUACUACUUUGAUAUUCAGGCACCGGAUGUUUUAUUUGAGUUUAAUCUCCCGUAACAUACCGCGAGUCUCGACGGUUCAGCAGAAAUAGAAACAAAAACACACAAACGAGUGAAUCGUCGGAGGAUAUUCAAUGUCAUCGUGAUCCCAAAUCAGAAACAGAAACGCGUCUAGAUUUAUCCAAACGAUGACCGCUGUGCUGAAUAUCCAGAGGUUACUGGAAGCAGCCGAGUACAUAGAGAGGAGAGAAAGAGAGUCUGAACACGGAUAUGCCUCGACCUUUCCGUCUAUUCAGCACUCCAGCUACCAGAGACAGAGGAAACUCCGAAAUAAAAAGUGCAGCAACAAUCUCAACAGGUCCACACACAAUGAGCUAGAGAAAAACCGGCGAGCCCAUCUUCGUUUGUGUCUGGAGCGAUUGAAGGGUCUCAUCCCGCUGGGACCAGAGAGCAGCCGCCACACCACUCUGGGACUGUUAAACAAGGCCAAAGCACACAUAAAGAAACUGGAGGAAGCGGAGCGUAAGUCUCAGUAUCAGUUGGAGAAUUUGGAGCGAGAGCAGCGUCACCUCCAGAGGCGACUAGACCUGCUGCGGGGCGGCGGGGGCGUGCUGGAGGGCGAGAGGAUACACACUGACAGCAUAGGCUCCACCCUCUGCUCUGAGAGAUCCGACCGCUCCGACUCAGACCAAGAAGAGAUGGAGGUGGAUGUGGAGAGCACAGAGUUCUCUCAUGGAGAGCUGGACAGCAUUAGCACAGCCAGCACCAGCGAUCUGGACGACCACAGCAGUCUACAGAGCACUGCCAGCGAUGAGGGCUACUCCUCCUGCAGCAUCAAACUGGCCUUCAGCUCAUAAAACGAGCUCCCCCUUUACACACACACACACACACACACACACACACACACACACACACACACACACACACACACACACUAUCCCAGCCCUCGAAAUGAGUCCUGCCUCCUAGCCAGCUUUCCCUCCUUGACCAAUCAGAGACUCUUAUUUAAGUCAGGUGACCAGAACACCGCCCGCCCUAUAGAACGCCUGAUGUUUUAAGUUUGUGAAUGUAUCUGAGAGAAUAUGAAUGAGAUGGAAACAAUCUGUGAUUGUGAUUUAAUUGGGUUAUUAGAUGUUUAUAUUCCUGAAUAAGAGACUUUUCUGAUAAUUGUCAUUAUCUAAAUCCCCUUUUUCCGAAAGGAAAGCUAAGAUGUAUAAAAAUAGAUGUUUAAUUUUUAAUCCAACCCCCUGAUUGUUAAUUCACUACAUGAAUGGGUCGUGAACUGGUCACUAGUGAAACAUUCAACUAAACCCACCCAAAUUGGAUCACCUGACAUGUGUAACUCCAUAUCAACACAAGAAACCCAAACCUGUUGAUUUCCUUCCCAUCUGAUCUAAUGGUUCUAACGUCGCUGCUCAACGGCGACGAGGACUGUCAUUGGUGCUACGAGAAACAAACCAAUAAAGCAGAAAGAUCUACUGCAUUCAUCAAAGACAACAGAAAAACUACAAUCCCAUGGCUGUGGGAAUUUUUGGUGCAUUUAAACUGUGGAGCUACUUUCCACGCAGCAGCUAAAACCCAGCGAUCUUGCACUCGACCGCAUAGAGCCCUCCGUAGAACUGGCGCCACGUCAGAGAAAUAUCCACCCCCGUGUUCAACUAGAUGUCUGUUCUGGCAGAAAUCAGCAAUAAACUCUUGUAGUCUGAUCAACAAAUUAGCACUCCUACUCCUGAGACACAACGCUUGUGUCAAUCCAAAAGAGCAACGCCAACUUGCUCGUUUUUGUACAUAAAUACGAUAAUUUAAUAAAUUAAAGUUGAAAAAAAAAGCUAGUUACCCAUGGGUAGAAAUUGCCUCUGUUGCUUGUGUUUUGUGCAUUUUAAAUUAUAUUUUUGCAAAGAUCUACUAUCUUCCUCUUGAGAGUCUCUUGCGGUGGCAUGGACAGUAUUAUUUGUUCAUUAUGCUGGAUGAAACCUACGUAGUUUCAAUUCUGUGGCUGCCCGAGGAAUUUGACGACUUUUUAAAAAAACAACAAAAAAAACUAAACAACCAGAAGAAAACCAACACACUGAAGUACUUAAAAUCGGACACACAAGAACGAGUGACCGCAGGCAGUGGUCUGUUAAAGACGUGCUAACUCUGAGUGGCUCUCUUUAUUUAUUCGAUUUCAUGUUCAGAAUUGUAUUUCUUUUAAAGCUGAAAGGCAUUCCACUACUAGUACCGCGCGCUGUGGACGUGGAGUGAGCGGCGCAUGCGCGUCAAAAAAAGGCACGAAGUGCUAAACUCUUCCUUCCCGCUGUAGUAGGCUAUGUUAAACUCAUUCAUUUUUUCUUUUUUUUUUUAUGUGUGUGUGUGUUAAAUGAAGCAUUCAGACUUAAUUAACUUUCCUUAAUUCGUAUUUAUUUUCUCCCCCGAUCCGAAAUCGGAGGAAAGGGUUAACUUAUUUCGCUCGCCAGAUCUUUGAUGGCGUUCCCCUCCCUUUUAGAUUAUUCCCAAAUCUCUUCUAAACCGUAAACUCACUCCGUCUGUGAUUUAUUAUUUGUAUUUUUAUAUUUUCUCCCUGAUUGCAGAGCCGUGUUUUAAAGCCAAGUCUAUUUUGUAAACGCUCCGCCAGCAGAAGAGCAGUCCGGACAUCUGCUAGGUGUCCCGGUCCAGCAUCAACCAAAUGCUUCUGGCUGCUGAAUGGCCCAUAUGUGCGGAGCAGUUGUACUCACCCCUGUUAAAGAGAGUUUUAGUAGUCGGAUGUAAAUUCAUUGCAUUUUGAACAAACUCUUUUGGUCGCGCGGACGAGCGGAGAUAUCACGGAGGCGUUUCACGCGCGUUGAACUGAACUCAGCGGUGCUUUAUCAACACCUGGCCAAACUCUGUUGUCUCCUCACAAAGAGGACACGUUGCUUUUGUCUUUUAUUGUCCCUCCUUUUCAUUCUUAUUGUUUUAUGAAUCUGCACUAUUUAAAGCCGGGGCCCAUACUGAGAUGCCAGUGCUUUUUCGUUUUGUUUAAUAUUUUGAAGAGAAUGGACCGUGUCCUGUUGAGGCCACUUAGCGAUCCAGGCCUGGAUUCAAGGACCCUCCAAGAGAAGUGGUGCUGGUCUGGGAUCAGCGCUCCCGUGUUCUCUGUCAGUCGCUCCGGAGGAAAACAAAAAUGCCGAACAGAUCCUGAAACGGCAUCUGUGUUAUAUCAAGAGACUCGGGGAAAUAAAGGGUCUGUUAAAGGCGAAGCUUUUCCAGCCGGAAGGAACAGAGGUCCCGAUGAACUUGUGGCCAUUCUUUGUAAACAUGCAUUCUGAUUCUAGCUGUGAGUUAAAAUGCAAUACUUACAAUAAACACCAAGAUUGUCAAAAAUUUUCA
This is a messenger RNA of Cyprinus carpio (common carp), 3498 nucleotides long. RefSeq names its product max-interacting protein 1. Gene Ontology annotation, molecular function: protein dimerization activity; RNA polymerase II cis-regulatory region sequence-specific DNA binding; DNA-binding transcription factor activity, RNA polymerase II-specific. Gene Ontology annotation, biological process: regulation of transcription by RNA polymerase II. The record is from RefSeq and is a predicted model, not a curated record. NCBI's taxonomy places the organism in Eukaryota, Metazoa, Chordata, Actinopteri, Cypriniformes, Cyprinidae.